Dioscorea cayenensis subsp. rotundata (Guinea yam) is the source of this 3500-nucleotide messenger RNA. Its product is annotated as probable disease resistance protein At1g61300. Gene Ontology annotation, molecular function: ATP hydrolysis activity; ADP binding. Lineage: Eukaryota; Viridiplantae; Streptophyta; Magnoliopsida; Dioscoreales; Dioscoreaceae. The transcript has 6 exons. The record is from RefSeq and is a predicted model, not a curated record. The coding region runs from base 41 to 2824 and encodes 927 amino acids.
CAACCUUUCCACAAAUCAGUGAGGUUUACUAGUGAGAAAUAUGGACAUUAUGAACACUUACUUGGGGUCUGUCGUCCAACAAAAACUAAGCUCCAUUACAAGCACAAAAGAUUUAUUGGAUGAAGUGGAGAGGGCAUUGCAAGAUCUCAUGGAUAAUUAUGUCCUUGUAGAUCAAGAAUUAGUGGCAAAUAGGCAUGGGAUGCAACUCACACCUCAAGUUCAAAGAUGGCAUGACAAGGUACAACUCCAUGAGAGACAAGAUAUAGUGAAUCAGUUGAAGGUUGCCUAUAAUAAUAGAGGUUGUCUUCUUGGAAGCUGUUCUCUUAAUUUGUGGGCUAACUACAAGAUUAGCCAAAGUUCAAUCAAGUUAUAUAAAGAGAUCAAUAACUUGAAGAUGGAACAUGAUGCUUUCAAAGAAAUAACAGAGACACAACCUCCAAGAGUAGUUUUGGAGAUCGCUACUUCAGUGACUCUUGUGGGCAACACUAUCAAGCUAAAUCUUGAGAAAGUUUGUGGUUACUUGGUAGAUGACAAUGUAUCCAUGGUGGGGAUUUGGGGCAUGGGAGGGGUCGGAAAGACAACUCUCUUGAAUGAAAUCAAUAACUCAUUACUUGGUGGUGAUACUAAUCUGGGGUUCAAUUAUGUCAUCUCUCUGGUGGUUUCAAAAGAACCUCAAUUUGAGAAGCUUCAAAAUGAGGUAUCUAAAAGGUUAGGAUUGCCUUCUUACUCCGGGAAAAAUGACAUAUUUGAGUUUUUGAAGAAGAAGAACUUUUUGCUGCUAUUAGAUGAUAUAUGGAAGAGAGUGGACCUUCCUGAAGACCUUGGUAUUCCACUUCCACUCCGUCAAAGCCAAAAUUCUGAAAAUGGAGGUCAAAGCUACAAGCGGAAGGUAAUCUUCACAACCAGAGAUGAUGAAGUGUGUGCUCAUAUGAAUGCUCACAAGAAGAUCAAAGUUGAAUGUAUGGAUAAAGAAGCAUGGCAUCUUUUCAAGCUGUUUGCAAAUGAAGAGAUCAUCAAUUCCAAUGAAAAUAUUAAAGUACUGGCAAUGAAAGUUAUGGAGAAGUGCUCAGGUUUACCACUUGCCCUUAAAGUCAUUGGUCGAGCCACGUCGAAUAUGAAGACACCUGAAGAGUGGCGUCACAUGCUGAGGUCAUUAAUCAAGAUGGAUGUCAGGAUUGUUACUGGUAUCGAAGAAUCAUUGUUUCACAACUUAAAGGUCAGUUAUGAUAAUUUAGCCAGUGAUACUCUCCGACAAUGUUUCUUGUGUUGUGCUCAAUUGUGUGCUGGUGCACGCAUUAAAGUCCCUGAUCUCAUAGAGCAUUGGAUUGGGUGUGGAUUGAUCAGUGACUUUGGAAACAUGGGGGAAGCCUUUGACGAGGGAUAUUCUCUCAUUGCAAAAUUAAAUGAAGCAUGUUUGUUGGAGUUUUAUGAUAUUAAUGAAUAUUAUGUCAAAUUACAUGAUGUGAUUCGUGGUAUGGCACUGUGGAUUGUGUCCGACUGUGGGAAGAAAAAGAACAAAUGGAUUGUUUGUGGAAGUGAUGAUGAUUUAAGACAAUUUUCGAAGUGGGAAGCAGGCAACUGGGAGGAGACAGAACUAGUAUCUUCCAAAGGUACUAACUUUAAGAAGACUGUCCAGAAAUUUUUAAGUGAUCAAAAUGUUGACGAAAAGGGCCAAGUUUCUAUUGCAGCAACUUCUCCUAGAUAUCCUAAUCUCCAGAGUUUAUUUAUGAAUUAUUAUGCUAUAAGAGAUCCAAGUUUUGAGGUGGUUAUAAACUUUUUCCCUCAUAUGCCAUCUCUCACAUAUUUGAACUUAUCUAAUGCACCUAUCGCGAGUCUUCCAAAAGAAAUUCAAGUUCUUGUUAAUCUUCAAUACCUCAACAUCAGCGGCACAAGUAUUCGGUCACUUCCACCCGAAAUUGAAGAGCUGAAGCAAUUAAAAUACUUCUUCUUCAGAAGUCCAUAUUUUGCAAGUGAAGGUGAACUUGUUCGAAUUAAAGCUGAUGGGUUGUCUGCAUUAUCAAGGUUGCCCGAGUUGCAAGUGCUUGAUCUUUAUGAACAUACUUGUUUAGAAGCAGGUGACUUGAGGAUAUUGAUAUAUAGGAAUAGGAUUAAAGGAAUCAAUAUGCUUGUGGAAUCAGUUGAGAUUCUUAGACUUCUCAAACAUUUGCCGACUUGGAAAAUACAUUUGAAAAACAUACAUGAUAUGCCUACCCUCCAGCUUUGUGAUUUGAGUUACAAACGUGAUGGUGAGGGUUUGAUGGAGUUACGAAUCAGUGACUGUGGCUUUGAGGACUUGUUGAUAAAUGGCAGUGGGGUCAGUCUAAAGCGUCUCCAAUUGAAUGGUCUUGCAAAGCUCAAGCAAAUCACUUGGCCAGUAGAAGCAUUUCGUAGGGGAUGUUUCCCGAAGUUGACAAAUGUAUACAUUUUUAAAUGUACAUCUCUGAGGAGUCUUUCGUGGGUUUUGCAUCUUCCAUGCCUUAGCACAUUACUUGUACAAGAUUGUUCAGCAAUGAAGGAAUUGAUUGACCCUGCAGAUCAGAUGCAACAAGCUUCAUCAGGUCUUCCCACCUUUCCUAACCUACGACGCUUGUUUUUAUAUCGCAUGCCCAACUUAGUGAGUUUAAGCACAUGUUCAUUGGAUUUCCCUGUUUUAUUUGUACUUAAUUUGGAAAGUUGUCCAAAGCUGAAGAAACUUUCUUUCAAGCCAUCCAUUGUCAAUAAUAAAUUCGAACAAGUGAUAGUUGACCAAGCCUUGUGGGGGAGUUUGGAAUGGGAGGACACAACAAUCCGAUCUCACCUCACCAAGUUCCACACGGCAAGAUGAUUCAGGUAAGCAAUCAAAUAAAUAGAAAAAUAUAAUUGAUCAAUUGCGGUGUAACGGAUGAUCCGAAAUCAAACAAGUUCCCUCUUCUAGAUCGGAUCGGAUCCGGAUCACAGUCCUUUAAGGAUCCGACCCGAUAAAUUCCGAAAUCCUCAUUCUGUCUCUGUCUCUGUCUCUCUCUCUCUCUCUCUGGGGUUCGUUGUGGGUGUGGGUGAAGAGAGAAUGGGGGAUUUGCUUGCGGAGCUGGAGCAUCUACUCGGAAGGGAUGACAAGGGAGGAUGCUGUGUUCUUCAAGGAAUGCAAGGAUAGUGCUAUCAAGGAUUUCACUGUUGGUGCUUCUGCUUCUUCAGCCAUUGCCUGGAUUGCAUCUAGGAGCUUGGUUCCUUGGCAUAGGUUUAGCCUUUCCGCUGCUGGGGCCUUGUGUAGAGCUCUCCAAUGCACCAUGCAGCACACUUACAUUUCUCUAUUUGUGCACCAGCAAAUAUGUAAUGCCAGCACUUCCCUGAUAUUCUGGAAGUUUUUUGGUUAUCUCUGUGAUUUUCUACUAUUUCUCUCAGUAACUCGAUAACUCCAGUCUGGAUUCAAACUAUGAUUUAUGUUCUACUGAAUAUCUGUAAAAUAUUAUCACAAAAAGGAUUGAAUUUUUGUGUUACAUUUAUGUUCGAAUGUUCAAUUCAGU